UAAUGCAAAACUCCCACAUCAUAAAAAGGCUGGGAAAAAUUGCGAGUGUAAAAAUCAUGCGUUGCAAAUGCUUGGAAUGGUAUCAAAAUGUGGGAACACAAAACAAUUUCAUACUUUUACAACUUAAUAACUACAAUUACAACCAAUUGUUCCAAUUCCAAAAUUCUUUCUCGAGUGGUUUCAUAAACGCGAUCUACAUGAAACAUGACAUGCUAUAACACGAUAAAUCUUCAAUUCGUGCAAUGACGCACGAAUAAGCUGGAAUUUAGGGGAAUCCUGUACCACAGUUUACUGCUGACAACUAGUCUCGUCAUGUUUCCGUGUCGGGGAACUUUUAAAUAGCAGUGCAAGCCAUUAGACAGGGGAAUGUGAUUGUUUUGCGGUCGUCAAGGAAAGUUUAUCGCCUGUCAAAGAAAAACGUUUAUAUGAAGAGAGGAAUUUCAUUGUUAUCAAGUAGAUAGCCUCGGAAAACAUUUGUCAUUCAAAGUAGUAAAGAUAACGUCAUCGCUUGACUUUUAAAUCUUCCUUGAAAUUCUUAUCUACCUACAUGUUUUACUAAAUAAAAUUUCUAUAAACAAACAGUACGAGGUCGAGCUGAGCUAUGUGAGUCGUGCAUGUAUUGAAUAACUUCGCUAUGAUUUUAGCUGGCAAUCAAAAUAGCUGCAGUAAAAUUCGUUUUUCCAUAAACACGUUUUACAUUCAAUUUGAUUUCAGUGCAUUUCACUUGGUGCAUGAAUCAUGUUAUAUCCAUGUAUUCAUCCGGUGAGACCGUAUAUGGAGAUAUCUAAUGAGUCGGUGUGGGCCAUAAAAGCCAAACAAUAUGGCUAACAAAGGAUAAACGAUCAAUAAACAACAAAUUAGGGCAAACGAAACACAACAGUACAGUGUAUUCGCACAUGAUACAGUCGACAGCACGCGUUACAAAUAGUUAUGUUAAUCGAAACCCGAAGCAUGCAAUGUGAUACUAAAGCAAUAUAGGGGAGCUCUUUUCACACGACUGGCGAGGGGUUGCUUGAAUUAAUUACUUCGAGUAAUGACUGCUUAUUUACCAUAAAUACAUAUUUUCACCUCGGAGACUUUCCAAGCGUACUGUAAACCUGUAUGUGGUGGCAUUUGCAUGGGAAUCUUUCAAGUUCAAAUGCUCGCACUAUGGAAAUCUAUAUACAUAAGUAGAAAUUUUCUAAUUCUACUCUUUAAGAGUGCUCGUCAUGGGCUGCAAUAUCACAGACAAAGCGAUAGAGACCUUGAUAAACAUUUGCCAGAUCCUUGGUAACAAUAUUACGUUUAAGAUGUUUUUGAGCGAAAGUCAAAGCAAUAUAGCGAAGGUGCAAUUUAAAAUAUGCUCAUUUCAUGAUUAAAACUCGCUUCGUUAUACACAACGCUGGUUCUGUGGGAAAUUUCACGCAUGGAAUUUGACGCAAUUACGACUUUUGCGUGAUGCAUAUUGAAUUUGCGAAAGAUGCACUUGUUACUUAAUUGAGACAAUAUUUCGCUGCUGACGAAGAAAAAAACAAUCAAGUUGCCAAAACUAGACGGCACAUCAUGGCCCAACAAAGACACGGACGUAAUUUAGGUGUGACUAACCUCCACAAAACAGUCACCCAAUCACAGUCUCUUCUAAAUGUGAGCGAGUUGGAAACUCGUGCCAAAGCUACGGUUAAAGACAUUGAUGAUCUGUAUGCCGCGUUACAGGGACUGGUACCAAAAAAGAGUCGAAACAACGGCGGCAUGGGUACGACUGAGAGGAAAGCCCGCUCUGGUGGAAGCGGCAACGAUACGGACACGGCCAAAUCUUCGGAGGACUUGAACGGCCAACCCAGAUUUCGUAGAUACCACAGCGAGAAAUACCCAAAAAAACCAUGGCGAGACCACAAUAUGAACGUUGUUCCACUGAAAACCACACCGCGAAAACCGGUCCUGGAUUCGAGAAAACCAGUUUUGGAAGCGAGAAAACCGGUUUUAGAAGCGAGAAAACCGGUUUUGGAAAAACCUUCACCGGCUAAAGAAACUGUGGAUAAAACUUUAUCGGGCGAGCGAUUGUUCGCAUCGGAUACUGAAGCUGAGCUCCAGGUUGUAACUGGUCAACACCAGGAAGUCAGGCGACAUUUCUCGCUGCCGGAAUACGAAGAGGAGGAUGGUCAUUUGAACGAGACGGAAGGGAGUCAAAAGCGGUCAAGAUUUCUACUAUUUCACCGACGAAGGCGGCCAAAAACUGGCAAAAAGAAGACGUCCAGUUGGCGAAGCUUCUUUUCGACGCUCAGCUUGAAACGACACAAAUCCAAGAAACCUGCAAAGGGGAAAAUAACGCCAGGUGUAAUUUCCAUGAAUGCGCAGAACGAGAACGCCGCGUACGCCGAAGCAUCAGACCAGCAACGGUAGUUUGCCCAAAGAGCAACGCACCCCGAGAACAACCCCUCGACCGUCGUUCGAUACGAUCCAAAGUGUCGGAGGAAACUCCCAGGUCCGUAAAUCCGGUAGGAAAAAGCUGGCGCCAGAGCCGCCGAAUAAAACAA
Dendronephthya gigantea is the source of this 2513-nucleotide messenger RNA. RefSeq lists its product as uncharacterized. The coding region runs from base 1543 to 2379 and encodes 278 amino acids. The transcript has 2 exons. NCBI's taxonomy places the organism in Eukaryota, Metazoa, Cnidaria, Anthozoa, Malacalcyonacea, Nephtheidae. The record is from RefSeq and is a predicted model, not a curated record.